AUGGAAAAAGGCAUUUGUAGUCCCAUCAGGGAACUUACUAGAGGAACCAAAUCCAAAAUAAAGGUGCAUGUUCUUAAAAAAUGGGAAAACAUAGAUUUCAACACGCAUGAAGUGCUAAGUCUGGAUAUCACACUCAUCGACGAGGAGGGAGAUCAGAUACACGCUAGCAUACCAAAAGACUACAUGUCUAUCCAUGGACCAAAACUAACAGAAGGAGAAGCGUUUUACAUAGAGAACUUCGACAUUGGAGAUCCUCUAGGAUUUCAUCGUCCCGUGGUGAAUGAAAAAAAAAUGAUCUGGAGAUGUGAUACUUUUUUCAAGAAAGCUAACGAAAAAAUGUCAGUUAUACCGAAAUUCAAGUUCGCUUUUAUGGAGUUUGAAGAUGCAAAAUCGAGGUUCACUGAGAACAACAAACAUCUGAUAGAUGUUAUUGACAGACUAACAAUACUGGGUAGAAAGAAACAAAUUUUAAGAAAAGAUGGACAUGAAACUACUCUGAAAGAACUGACGAUAGAAAACACAAGGGGAAUGUCUAUGCGGGUCUCACUGUUUGGUAAUGCUUCUGAACAAAUCAGUGAGGAAAUUGCGGGUGAUCCUGAAACAAUAGUAAUUAUAAUUAUAGCAUCAGCAUGUUUGAGAAAAUUUGGUUUUUUAUCCACUAGCAUAUGCUUAGUUCCUGUAGAAGAUGUUGCAUUAGUUCCUGGAGAAGAUGUUGCUGCUUGGUCCUCUUCAAAUAAGGAUUAG
Papaver somniferum (opium poppy) is the source of this 744-nucleotide messenger RNA. RefSeq lists its product as uncharacterized. The record is from RefSeq and is a predicted model, not a curated record. Bases 1 to 744 code for a protein of 247 amino acids. Lineage: Eukaryota; Viridiplantae; Streptophyta; Magnoliopsida; Ranunculales; Papaveraceae. The transcript is spliced from 5 exons.